Argiope bruennichi is the source of this 1329-nucleotide messenger RNA. RefSeq lists its product as uncharacterized. The transcript is spliced from 7 exons. Lineage: Eukaryota; Metazoa; Arthropoda; Arachnida; Araneae; Araneidae. The coding region runs from base 118 to 489 and encodes 123 amino acids. The record is from RefSeq and is a predicted model, not a curated record.
UCAAAACUGUAGCAGAAAGUUGAGGGGAUUCGUUCAGAGAGGCUGGUUGCAGAAAGACAUUGAGGGGCAGUAAAUGUGAAACGUUUUCUAUAUUAAUUUUAUAUAUAUUCUGAAAUUAUGGAUAGUAAGAACAACAAAGAAUCUACAAAUAUGUCAAACACUUCAAGUCACAAAGACAUAUCAGAAAAAUCCACAUCUGGUCCUACAGUUUUGUUCUUCUGGAUAUGGAACUGGUUUGCAACUCUUCCUAAAACUAUAACAAACCUAUACACUGACAUAAAGAACGGUGAUCUUCUAGCCAGAUUUACACUGUUGGAUGCCAUGUUGCAGUUCAUCGUAGCUGUUGCUACGUCGUGUCAUCCUCAAGAGGACGGUAUGGGAGGAGAUGCAGAUGAACACAAGGCAGAGAAUGACAAGUCCAAAGAUUUUCAAGUAUUCGGAGGUGCUGGCAGAACGCUUCGUUCUCGAACAGUUGCUGCGAAUUCUUAAGACUUAUAUUUAUAUUCAGUCAUGAAACUUCUCCAAUAUUAAUGCAUUUAUCUCAUUUACUGCUUUCAAUUAUAGAUUCAUAAAAAAAGUAUUUUUAAGGAAAUAAUGCCCUGUAUAUAAAAGCGAGCAAUCCUAGAUUAAGAAAAUGAAUUUAGCUGUUUUAGAAAUAAGAUACUGUUUAGCUUUAAAAUUUUUUAAAAUAAUUCACCUUAUACUGAUACUUUUGAUAAUGUUUCUUCACUUUAUGCAGUAUCUUUUUCAAGUAAAUGCAUUUUUUUAAUAAGCAAAUAGAUUUUAAAAGCACUUUCUUUUUCUUUUUAACUCUCCAGCUGUUAUAAUUUUUUUUGUAGUUAUUAAUCAAGGUCUUUUCAUGUUUUACCAAUCAGCAAAUAAAAACAGCAAGAUAUUAAUAUAUUUUUACACUUUUAAAUGAUUGUUAGUAAAUAGGUAGUUUUUAAAUUGAUUGUUUGUUAUAUUUCUUCUAUAUCUUAAAUGUAUGGAAAUUGUUACAAACCAUGAUCUUUGUUAAACAAUAUCUACUAACAUUCCAUCCUUUUUGAAAAAAAGUUUCUGUGAUAAUACUCCGCCCGAACACCAUAUGCAUCUCUGUGAAAUUUAGUCUAUGAUUAUUACUGUACAAGAUUAUAUUUUCUGUUUUGAGAAAUUGUUUUUUUCAGUUUCAGUUAUGUUAAAUAAAAUAUUAAAUGUUUACAUUUUUUUUGUUUUUUUAAAAAUUGUUUUAAAAAUAACCUUCUUUUUAUUAAGUAUAAAUCGUAAGUUAUUAUUUUAUUUCUAAAAAAUUAUGCAUAUGUCUUGGUGCAAUAAAAGCUUUACAGAUUG